Durusdinium trenchii is the source of this 883-nucleotide messenger RNA. The record is from the annotation of a GenBank genome assembly. NCBI's taxonomy places the organism in Eukaryota, Dinophyceae, Suessiales, Symbiodiniaceae.
GACAGAAGCAUCAACUGCGUGCCUGAAUCCUCCACAGAAUGGGAUCCUAUUGGAUUACGGCCGGUCAGGACUCGAGCGGAGCGACUGGAGCCCGAUGGCAACAGUGGAUCAUGGGGGAGGAUGCCCGUUCCAUGCAGGGAACCGAUGAGGAGGCUCAGGGUUUGAUUGCCUAUGCAAACUAUGCCCAGCAGAGCAUGAAAGGAGUUGCAGAACGAGCUGGAGGGGCCAUUGGUGGUCACAUGGGAUUCGCGAUGCAGGCUGCAACCAUAAGCACGCAAGCGUGGAUCACUUUCUUCGUCUUGCUCAUUUUGGGUGGGCUGCUGAUGGCAGCUUCCUUUGCUUCGCUGCCCAUGUUGCUUCUCGCACCUCAAAAGUUUGCCUUUGUGUUCACCACGGGCUCUGCCUGCAUACUUGGAGCGCUGUGCUCCCUCAAGGGCAUGCAGGCCUUCCUGGCCCACUUGACCACACCAGAGCGGCGGCCUCUCUCGAUCGGGUUUCUGGGUUCCAUGGCUGGCACUCUCUGGGCUUCGAUGUGGUACAGGUCAGCCCUGCUCACGAUCGUCUUCUCUGUGGCGCAAAUCAGCAGCUUGCUGUGGUUCUUCAUAUCCUACAUUCCAGGUGGAGCGUAUGUGAUGGGAUUGGUUUGCGACUUCCUCAAAGGUGCUUUGAGGCAUGUAUGCUGCAAUUCCUGCUCAUCCAAAGGAAGCACUGCCCUCAGUUUCAAAUCGUUGCAGAGGCAACAAAGCGAAAAGAAAGACGCUGGAACUCCCUUCAGUCCAGGCUUGCCACUUUAAAAAAAACAAAAAACUAUAUAGUAUUAUUUAGAAUAUACUAUUAACAAUAUGCUAUAUGCACUAAUCAAUAGCUUAACUUUAACUAACAC